AUGAAGUGGAAACUGAUAAACUCUGUUGAUAGUCUUCUUCAGCACCUCGAACAUCGCUUAGCCGAGUUGCAACGACUGAAGUCCGCCUCAGUAGAUGCAGAUGACCAUGGCUCCGUCAAUGAAGUCCGUGAAGCUGACGUCGCUCACGAUGUCGCCGCUCAGGUAGCCUCCAUCUCAAUCACGAAUAACCUUUCUCUCAGUCUCUUCCAAGGCUCAGCUAUAUUACCACAUAAGUCGAAACUCUUCUAUCCCUCUGAGCGUCCACCACUUAAAAUCCCAAUUCGCGGAAUCUACCAUGAAGUCAACCCCCGAACAGCAGGCGAAGCAUACGCAAGUCAGUUCUCAAGCUUCAACUCACAACACGUUCCUCUCAACGUGAUGGAGCGGCUAUUCAGAAACUACACCGAAGAGAUCCUCCCGCGAUUCCCCUGUUUCUCGGAGGCAGAGCUAGCCUACCACUUUAACCACACAUGCAUCAACAGCGCUAAACCGGGGCUUUCCCGUGUUCAAGAUGCCCUUUCUCGAUUCGUCAUCUCGAUGACCAUGGCAAUCAGUGCCCUCAACUCAAAGAACCAAGACUUUCGUAAAGUCGCGGCUCUCAGUGAGGCUCUACACGCGGACGCCAUGAAGUACGUCGACGACUUGCUGCAUGAAUGUUCCAUCUCGGCUUUACAGUGUCUGAUAUUGCUUAUACAACUUGCGCUGUUGCUACCUCAAACUUCCAAUCUAUGGUAUCUUACCGGAGAGGCUAUGCGCAUGGCUGUAAGCCUUGGACUGCAUCAAGAGCCAGAACCACGCAUCUUUAGAGAUAGAGCACACGCGGAGCAGCGCCGACGCAUCUUUUGGGUCGUCUACCAACUCGACAGAAUCGUGUCCAUCUCUGGAGGAUGUCCAGUUGCCUUGAGUGAUGAGCACAUUACAACCAGGCUUCCCUACGACUUCGGCGACGUAUCUGACUUGGCAGAAAGGGCCGAUUCAAAGCGAGUCAGCACCCCAAAAGAGCGGCAGUUCCUCCUUGACCUCCAAGUCUGCAUCAUGAAAUCCGAGAUCCAGGCAACCCAAUUUUUCGACCGCCCUGUUCCUAGUUAUUUCGGGUCCCAUGACGACUGGGUCCAGCAGAUGGAUGUCAGGACACGAAAUCUCUCUCACGAUGUCUCUGCGCACGGAAAUCCGCACUCAUCGCUGGUGGCUAGUUGUCUCCAAUGCCAAAUCAUGCUACACCGUCCUUGCUCCCACAACAUCGCCGUUUCCGAAACAUCUCUGGUAUCCGUGGUGAACGCGGCUAUCGAGCUGAUAGCACUGGAUGCGAAGGCGGCCGAGUCUGGCGGUCUUGUCAUGGUAUUCGAAAUCGGCAACAGGAUGUUCCAACCUGGCAUGCUCUUGCUCUACGCUCUUCGAAACCAUGCUACAAAGUUACAGCGUGCGUCACUCGCAGACAUUGCCACCGCCUCAUUGAAGAAUCUCUCAGUGCUUCUCACCAACCUCUCAAGCAGAUGGCCACCUCUAUCCGACACAGCAAGCUACAUCAACGAACUCAUUGAAACGAACCUCCGCAAUCCGCUCGGCCACAACGGAAGCCACUACGACAUGCAAGUCCUCGAAGAACUCGACUGUCUAGUCACUCAGCGACGAAUCCAUAGCAUUCGCCACCGAAACAUUUCCUUCCCGCCUCCAAAGAGACCAACGCCUCCUCCAUCGGAACCAGAAACCGCCGGCAGAGACUUUUUGAAUGACAUGCAGUGGUGGACAGACUUCAUAGAUCAAGACUUUGUCACGAACGAAAGUUGCUUCUCGCUUCCUUCUGGCGGCGGACAGACGGUUUCCUCGCCUUCUUCAGAACCUAACGAGACUAGGGCUGAGCGUGGGCGAGAUACUAGGGAUAGCAACGCCAGCGACUUGGAAAAGGAGCUAGACGUCGUCCUUGACGCGAUUCCCUCUUGCAGCUUUUGUAGGGAUAGACGGACAAAGUGUCAGCGUCAACUCCCUGCUUGUAAGGAAUGCGCGAGGACCUCGCGAGAGUGCUUCAUCUUUGACCCGAUUCUGAUGGCAAACAUCCCACUCCGACGUGUGCAACUUCUUAUCGGGGAGCUGAAGGAUCUUUCAAAGCAGAUACCAUCACCUUCACGUUCGUCAAGCAACACACAUCAACCACCAGCUACCGGAAAUCCCUUAUUCCUGCCUCUCCAACGAGGCGCAUCUCCUCUUUCCGAAACCGUAUUAUCCAUCUCUCUACCUAGCACUGUAUUCUAUGGCCCCUGGUCCUCUCUCGGUUGUCUGCGAGAUCAACUUCAACAUAAAGCAAGCUACAAACUAUUAUCGACAAAACGCACUGCCAUGAGAAACACGAUCCCGACUCUCUCGUUUCAGAGCCUCAUCUCCUUCCAACCUUUGCCAGAAAGUCUAGCUGCUCCCAUCUUCAACCUCUUCAGCCGCUCAACAAACACCUUCUUCCCAAUCUUCCAACCCCAAACCCUCAACAACAUCCUGACCACAUAUUACCACCCAAACGCUGUUCCUCCACGUCCACACAACACCCCUCUCUUCAACCUCAUAAUCGCUCUCGGCGCCCAAAUCAGUAGCAAGUUCACACCCUCACUUUCCGCCCUGGCAGAGCAUCACUUCCAAAACGCUAUCAGCUCUCUCCCAAUCACCUGCGCCCACGCCUCCCGCACCGAAAACGUCAGUCUGCUUCAACGAACCCUCCUCAUUUGCGUAUACACCCUCCUCCAACCCAGCGCAGGAGAUGUCUGGCGACACCUAGGUUUCGCCAUCCGUCUGUUUCUCGACUUGUCGCAUCGGCCGUCGAUGGAGGAAGACGAAGACCAUGAAGUGUUUCGCAUGCUUACUAGGACUUUGUACACUCUUGAGAGCCAUGUUUCGAUUGCGUUUGGUCGACCAAGUCUACUUGUCAUCGGAGACGAUCUCCGUCGCGAGCUCGUAGAAAAGAGCGGCAACAACCUCCAAGAUGAGAUCUCAAUCUCUUCAUACCAAGUAUCCCUCCUCAAGAUGCAGAUCCACAGCACAAUCCUUGACCGCGAGCGCAAUACUUCAGUCAUCCACGAGACUCAACCCCUUCGAGAUAUUUGCGAAACCUACCGCCAAAGUCUUGACUCAUGGUUCGCGAGAUGGAAAGAGAUCACAACCUCAAUUUCUUCUUCAUGUUUAAUUCCAUCAUCAAUACCGUGGAGUCACGCCCUCCAAGAAACCCUACUCUCAUGGGGCUCUUUGCACUAUCACCACGGCAUGUCCCUCGUCACAACCCUCUGGCCAACACCAGGCGGAGAUCCAUCCACCAUUUGCGGCAGCGUCUCCAAGGCAGGGCUACAACUCGUUCGUCACCAGCAGCUUUUUGCAAAUCUCACCUGCGAGGGAGCACCAUCGGGUGAAGGAGAUGUCGUAGUGUUCCCUUGCGAGUGGACCAUGGCUCAUCUGGUGCUCCAAGUUGGUCUCCGUGCUAUGGGAGAGAAGGACAAGCCGAUCGUCGGCGAAAAGAACGAGGACCCGUCACUGGCACUUUGCAUCUCGUUAUUGCUGCUUCUUGAGGCUGAUGACUCGAAACUAUUGAGAGGGCUAUCACCAGUUUUUGAGCGGCUAUCCGAGAAGGUUUCAUUAUGA
Colletotrichum costaricense is the source of this 3615-nucleotide messenger RNA. RefSeq lists its product as uncharacterized. The coding region runs from base 1 to 3615 and encodes 1204 amino acids. Lineage: Eukaryota; Fungi; Ascomycota; Sordariomycetes; Glomerellales; Glomerellaceae. The record is from RefSeq and is a predicted model, not a curated record. The transcript has 5 exons. Gene Ontology annotation, biological process: positive regulation of transcription by RNA polymerase II; DNA-templated transcription. Gene Ontology annotation, molecular function: sequence-specific DNA binding; zinc ion binding; DNA-binding transcription factor activity, RNA polymerase II-specific.